UAGGCCAUGCAGUCUCUCCCUCCUUGAAAUGAGGAAGAGGAGAAAGAGAAAUGACAAGAAUCAGACACUGCUGUCCUGAAUUAUGAAGUUGGCACUCAACAUCAUGAAACAGAGAUGAAGGUACACAUGCACACAAAAUUUUGCAUCAUUUGUUUGCUGACAUUUAUAUUUCAUCAGUGCAAUCAUUGCCAUGGACAUGACCAUGCUCCUAAAGAGGAACGUGUACACUACCAUAAUGACUAUCAGAUCUCAAAUGCAUCCUACUUCCAGAAUGGAGGAACAGAAUCUAUGCCGAGUAAAUUUUCAACGUUGGAAGCUGAAAAUGAACAAAAAUACUACAUUGAAAAGAUUUUUGAUCGUUAUGGUGAAAAUGGAAGAUUAUCUUUUUUUGGCCUGGAAAAACUGUUAAUAAGCCUUGGUUUAGGAGAGGUAAAAGUAGUGAUGAUAAAUCAUGAUGAUAUUGGCCAUGAUCAUGUUUCUCACUUAUAUGCUUUAGAAGUACAGGAAGGAAAGCAUUCUCAUUCUCAUAACCAUCCUCAUAGCCAUAGCCACUCAGAUUCAGAAAACCAAACCACGAUUGGUAUGGCUGCAAAGAGAAAUCAUAAAUGUGACCCUGAGAGAGACACGGUAGUGCCAUCAGUAAAAGAUGAUGGCAAACACAUUCAUGACCAGAGUCGCCAUCACCAUCACCACCACCCUCGUCUACAUCAUCAUGACCAUAAUGGUACACAUCAUUCUCGUAAUGAUUCAGUUAGUCAUAGCGAACAUGGAGAACAGAACCAUGAACCUUCAACAGAGACAAACACAACUCAGGAUCAGCCAGAAAGAAAACAACGGAAACAGAAGAAAAAGCAAAAGAAGAUCAGUGAGACUUCAGGAGAUGCUACACGGGAUUAUGCCCCAGAUCAUGAUCCAGGGGAUCAGUAUGAGCACAAUCGUGUUCAUAAACACGACCAUGUACAUGAUGCAUCUCACCUGCAUGUACAUCAUCAUGAACACAGUAGCGAUCGUUCUACUAGUCAUGGACAUCAAGAUUCCAGUUUAGGUCAUGAGAACGGACACCACCAUACCAGCAAGCGAGAGGCACCUCAUAAGAAGAUCAGUGUAAGAAAGCAUGCUCUUUUUUCAACACAUAAUCAUAAGGAUCAUAAUGAAGAUGAACGUGAUCGUGAAGAGUGCUUAAACGUUACCCAGCUGUUACGGUACUAUGGUCUGGAAACCAGCUCUCCAAUAUCUCCUGAAUUGUUUGUAUACAUGUGUCCUGCUUUGCUAUACCAGAUUGAGAGAAGGCUUUGUAUUGUACAUUAUGAUGAGCUCGAAGAUUUCAUGAAAAGUAAAAACGCAUCAAUUGAGAAUAAAGAUAAAACUGGUGCAUCAGCCUGGUUUUGUGGUAUCAUCUCUAUCACCGUCAUUAGCCUGCUUUCCUUGCUAGGUGUGAUCUUGGUUCCCAUCAUUAACCAAUGGUGCUUCAAAUUUCUUCUAACUUUCUUGGUAGCUCUGGCUGUAGGAACAAUGAGUGGAGAUGCACUACUCCAUCUGUUGCCACAUUCACAUGGAGGCCACAACCACAGUCACCACCAUGGCCAAGGUCAUGUUCAUGAACACAGGCGUUCUCAUCGACAUGCCCACGGACAUGGAGUACAGGCUGAAGGCUUUCUAGAAGAAAAUGAUCCAGUGCUGAAAGGUCUUGUGGCACUCGGAGGCAUUUAUGUUUUGUUCAUCAUUGAACACUGUAUAAGAAUGUACAAGCAUUACAAUAAACAGAAGAGUAAGCAGAAAUGGUGCAAGAAAAAACAGACCGAAGAAUCACCAAUUGGAAGGAAACUUUCCGAUCACAAAUUAAAUAAUAGACCAGAUGCUGACUGGCUUCAACUCAAACCCCUUGCAGGAGCAGACGACUCCGUUUUAUCUGAAGAUCGACUCAAUGAAACUGAACUAACUGAUUUAGAUGGCCAGCUGGAAUCCCCUCCCAAAAACUUCUUGUCUGUAGAAGAGGACAACAAUAUGCACCAUUCUCACAACGAUGUCUCACGUGCCGCUCAAGAGCACGAUCUUCAUGAUUCAGAGUAUGACAGCCACGGCGAAGAUAAAAUGAUAGCUAGAAAACACAGUCACCACUGGCAUCACAAACAUUCCCAUCAUUCCCAUGGCCACUGUCAUUCUGGAAAAGACCUGAAAGAUACUGGGAUAGCUAAUAUUGCCUGGAUGGUAAUUAUGGGUGAUGGCAUUCACAACUUCAGUGAUGGCUUAGCAAUCGGAGCAGCUUUUAGUGCUGGACUGACAGGAGGAAUUAGUACAUCAAUAGCAGUAUUUUGUCAUGAGCUUCCCCAUGAAUUAGGUGACUUUGCUGUGCUGCUUAAAGCCGGUAUGACAGUAAAGCAAGCGAUUGUGUACAACCUCCUGUCUGCCAUGAUGGCUUACGUGGGGAUGCUGAUAGGCACGGCGGUGGGACAGUACGCUAAUAACAUCACGUUGUGGAUCUUCGCUAUCACUGCAGGCAUGUUCCUCUAUGUGGCACUGGUGGACAUGCUUCCAGAAAUGCUUCAUGGAGAUGGAGAUAAUGAAGAGCAUGGUUAUUGUCCAGUGGGGCAGUUCAUUCUUCAGAACCUAGGGCUGCUUCUUGGAUUUGCCAUCAUGCUGGUGAUUGCCCUCUAUGAAGAUAAAAUUGUGCUUGACAUCCAGUUUUGACCUAAUUCUGGUAAUCACUGUGGUUACAAUAAUGUUACUGUAUGGCUUUGAGUCUGCACUGUUUCACUGUAUGCACAUUGCUCAGAGGAAAAGCAGUGGCUUGCACUACUUACACAAGUCCAGUGUAUUCAUGUAGAUUUACUUCUGCUUUUUUUUCUAAUUCAAAUCAGAUGAUAUUACCCAAUGCAUCUUCUAAACUCAAGUGAUCGACAAUUAGGAGAUACUAAAGACAAGAAAUAAAUGUCAAAUUCGGUGUACUAUAUAGAAAGCACUGCUUGCUUAAGAAAGAAAAAGUACAGUGAAUGAUCUACUCAUUUAGGAAAAUACCAUUUCCGUGAUACAUUUGAACAGAACCCAGAAAACAUUACAGCUGAAAUUCAUACCUCUUCAAGGGACCAGAGUAAGCUUUUAGUGCCACCUAAGGCUUAAGUCGCACAUAUAUAUCCAUCUAUAUAUUUACGUAUAGAUAUAAAGAUAGAUAUAUACAGAUACGCAUGCAUAUAUGUGUGUGUAUAUAUGUAUAUUCAUUCUGUACUGAUUCUUCUGCACAGUGGUGACUUGGAAGUAUUAAAUUUUAUAACAGCACAUGACUGGAAACCACUGUGCUGAUUUAAAUUUAAAAAAGAAACCCAAAACCUAAACACUGUUUAAAUUCUUAGAGUAUGCGUUAAGCUGCACACCAUUAUAAACCUGAUGUGUAAGAAGGCAGGCUGUUGCAAUAUACACUGCAAAGUGCUGUGUUCUGUCGAGGAUCAGUUUGAUAAUGUUUUUCCUGACUAAGAUUUAUUUGAUGUUUGUUCCUUGAUAUUAGUAGGAAAAUGCAAAAUGCAGUAGAAUUAGUGUUAGCUUGAGGAAAUCCCUGACGUUGGAGUUAUUGAGCUAUUUCUGGUUCUUUUUUACAGAUGCUAAACAUGUGUUGUGUGCCACUUGCAGCAUAAACUACUGAAGAAUUGUGGCUGUGAAUUUGUGCAAACUCUUUUAACAGAGAAUCCGUAUGGGAAUUUCUCCAUUUUUUAACAAUUAUUUUGGACUGUUUUCUCCUCUUCAUGUUAAAAUAAUCCAAAGUGCAAGAUGCUAGUUACUGAAGCCAGGCACAAAGGUUAAAGUAUGCUGUGUGUAUGUAGUACUGGUAGGUUAUUUACAAUACUGUAAUAUCAGAUCAAAACCUGUUUCUACAAUGCCUCAGUAUCAGACAUUGUAGCACCAGCCAGUUCUGGCAGUAGAGAGUAUCUAAGAAGAUUUCUACUUCCAGCAUAAAGGAGUUCAUUUCUAUGAUAUUUUUUUACAAUUUUGGUAUUUAAAUUAGAUUAUUAAAAAGCAGAUGCGAUAGAUCCAUGGUUUAUGUAAUUUGGAAGGAUAGAUUGAAAAUUUGGGCCUUAACUUGCUGGGAUCAGCUGUCCUAGAUUGGAUUGUGCUGACAUGCUUAUAUUGCCAGACAUGAGUCAGUUCUUCUUGUACCCAUCUCCUUAAAAACAAUUGUGAGUUUGUGAGGAGCGCAAGUUGAUUCCGUAGUACCAGUCCUAAGCAUGGUAGUAGCUUUUUUUAAAACAUACAGUUCGUCUUCUUUUACGUGUAUGCCAGGUAAAAGCUGUAUUUUGACUAUGUGCCGUAAGUUUUGUUUCGGUCUGCUUGGUGCCAAUGUAGCUGCUAAAACACUGAUCCUAACGCCUUUAAUGAGAGCCAGUUGGUAUCUUCAUUCCAUUUCAAGUUAAUGUGUGUUUCCUGUGGCCCUUUACUUUUUGAAGCUUCAUUGGUCAAUUUAGUUCUUACAGAGAGCAGCUUAUGCAUUUUAAAGAUAUCGGUUGGUUCUUGCCAGUAUUUCUUCCUAAUGCAGUAUCAAGAAACAGUAUUAAGGGUCCAUUUCAAAGAAGGGCACAGUUUCUUCAGUGAAGAAGCCAAAAGCCCAGAGUUCAGGCAUGCAGCCAUUUGAUGCUCUGAACUCAGGUUUUCUCUUUUCUUCUUUAAAGAUGUUUACUGUGGGACCCCAAUUAGCAAACACAGUGUUGUUAGCUUCAGAUUACUGAAUUUCUGCAGUGUAAAGAUCCUGGGUGACAUUUUUUCAUAGUGCCCAUGUUAGGUCACUGAGUACCAUUUUCAAAGAGACUUAACUGACUGGAUACCUUCUGAGGAUCUAAGUUUAAACAACCUAUGUUUCUUAUGUAUUAAACUGACGCUCAAUUUACCUUUUCUGUUAAUUCUGUCAAGUAUAAGGAGGUCAUUAUGUGGUUGAAGUGAUAUUCUGUCAAAUCCUUUUUUUAAAGUUUGUUUAUUUCUUUUAAUUCUUUUCAAAUGAAGAUAUCUAUAUUUCAGGUAGUAUAUUUACUUUUGUAUUAGUUGGAAUAUGGUUAUAGAUUAAUACACUGCCUCUAUAGGAAAAUAGUUAUCUGCCUUCCAAGACCAUCUUCAUACAAGGGAAAAACAUGGUCCUUGAAGGUAGGUACUGUAUUUUUCAUUAAAUAUGGGUUGUUUCCUUUUAUUUUCUAGUAUUUAUUACAAGUUGUGAAGAGCAGUGUAACAGCUGACUUCUAUAUGUUUCCACCAGUAUUGAAUUCCAAAUGAUUCUAAUGUACACUUUUGAGUCAUGUUACAGACAAUCUGAAUUCCACUACAUUUCUACUUGGCUUCAACAUUCCAUUCUGCUUGAAUCCAGAGUCUCAUUUAACUUGUAUUUGUUGGAGGGCAUAAAUGUUACUUGUAUAUUACAAUGCUGUCACUGUGUGACAUCCCAUAUGACUUUUGAUGUAGAUCACAUUGCACUCAAUCCUCUGUGAUUAUGCUUAGAAAAUAUUGUAGUUGCUAGAUGCAGUGUGAUUUUUUUUUUUUUUAAUUUUUUUUCAUUCCCUUCCCCAUUAACAAUUGAGUCUAUGGUUUAAAAUGUGAUUACAGUCCUAUAAGAUAACUUGCUGAGCUAUCAGUCUUUUUGUUAUAACUAAAUCAUUUUUUAAAAUUUUAUAAAGCUGGAAAUGAUCAAAUGCUGUUUUGUUCAUUGUCAACAGUGUUGUGUUCAUUUUAUGUAUGUUCCUUAUAAAUAAGGAGCCUUCAGAAAAUAAAAUUAUUCAAGGAGCAGAUAGUUUUGU
Messenger RNA from Athene cunicularia (burrowing owl), 5765 nucleotides. RefSeq names its product solute carrier family 39 member 10 (gene SLC39A10). The record is from RefSeq and is a predicted model, not a curated record. Lineage: Eukaryota; Metazoa; Chordata; Aves; Strigiformes; Strigidae. The transcript has 10 exons. Gene Ontology annotation, cellular component: membrane. Gene Ontology annotation, biological process: intracellular zinc ion homeostasis; positive regulation of B cell receptor signaling pathway; zinc ion import across plasma membrane. The coding region runs from base 115 to 2688 and encodes 857 amino acids. Gene Ontology annotation, molecular function: zinc ion transmembrane transporter activity.